Molecule: messenger RNA, 231 nt
Organism: Candidula unifasciata
Lineage: Eukaryota; Metazoa; Mollusca; Gastropoda; Stylommatophora; Geomitridae
Source: the annotation of a GenBank genome assembly
GUCAAAGUCUGGUUCCAGAACCGACGAACGAAACACAAGAGGAUGAAAGCUGAAGAGGACGGAGGGUCAUCGGGGCCACAGGUCGAAGGUCAUGAUGGAUGUGCCGAGAAAGGGAGAGACAGAAGUGACCUGGCUGUCUACGUGGACCAUGAGGAGGAGGAGGACGAGGAUGCUUGCACAGAUGAGGAAGAGGAGGAGGAGGAGGAGUUGUCAGUGACGGAGGAGUGUUAG